Molecule: messenger RNA, 10223 nt
Organism: Gryllus bimaculatus (two-spotted cricket)
Lineage: Eukaryota; Metazoa; Arthropoda; Insecta; Orthoptera; Gryllidae
Source: the annotation of a GenBank genome assembly
AAUUAGUAUUUGCAAUGAUUGAAUUCGAGAAUUUUGAACGGAUAACGUUGGCAGCUCUGAAGCGUCAAAAUGGAGUGCUAGCAGUUCAUAAAUGCAUUUGUUUGUAACCUAGUCCGUCCACUGAAAUGUGCUCCAACGUAUUGUUUAUCUGUGAUAUCAUAAUAUAAUUCUAUAUUUUAAUUACCCUAACUUGUUAAAAUGGGUGAUACUGAAUUAGUAGAUUUGCAUUCAAGUUCUAAGAAAGAAAUGAACUAUGCCUGGGGCAUUUCUGAAGCAGAUGAUGAAACUUCUAUCAUAAAACCCAAGCCUCGGAAGCGUUUAGAAACCGUAGUAGAAACUCCAUUUAAUCUACCUGUUUCGGAAACUUCAUCAACUGUUGAUGCUUUACCACCUCUUAGAAAACCAAUGCCCAGAAGGAGGAAACAAAAGGAAAUUGUCCUUUCCCCUAGAGAUCUUGAUAGCCCUGCAUCAAAGCCAUCAGCUUCUGAUUCAGGAUUUGUACUUUCUCCGGGAAGAUCAUCUGCUGCCAGUAGUCAUAGAUUAGAAGACAAGGGAAUUUCUGAAGCAGAUGAUGAUGAUUCUGUUGAAGUAAGAACAAUAGCCUUCAGGCCUCAAGAAGCAAUUGCAGAGACAUCUUUUGAUAAUCCGGUACAACUGGCAACUUUUUCCCCAGUUCAUUCAUUUAAGAAACCAGUUCCUUCAAGGAGAAAACAAAAACUUUUUUCUCCUCCCCAAGAAUUAGCAAGUCCAGUUUCCAAGACCUCAACCUCUGAACAUGUUCUUGUACAUUCUCCAGGAAGGUCAUCUGUUAGUAGCAGAGGCAGAGGAGAAGAAAAGGAUUCAGGACCCUCUAGCCUUCCUGCGAGAGCAGAUACUCCAGCAAGUAUAAGUAGUCAACACCCGUCUGUGGGUGAGACAUCCUUAGAUGGUAGUAGGAGUUUGACAUCACAAUCUGAUACCAGAUCAUAUCGAGAGAGAAUAAGAGAUCGUGUGCGAUCUGAGAGGGAUAAAGCAGCAUCUGGUAUCGUGCAAGCUCACCAACGGUCACGUCUGAAGCAGAGACUCCUUGCUAAGCCUGCAACUUCUCGCUUUGAUUUGAUAGUAAGUGGAAAGAAAGAACUUGAUGCUGCAUUUGUUUUCUAUUUCAGUUUCAAGUAUUUCAGUAUUUUGAAAACAGUUUCUCUGCAGUUACAGAAAGAAGAAAGACAAGUAGAAGAGGCCCUGCAGAAGCAUGAAACAACUCGUUCAAAAUGGAAAAGUGCUGCUGAAAAUCUCCGCAAGCUACCGAGUGAACAGGAGUGUUACGAUUUCUUCACCCAAGUAUGGGAUUCUGAAACAGAGGAAACAGAACCUCAUACUCCAGCUUCAGUUCAAGAAACUGAAGAGAUUGAGCAUGAGGGUGGAGAUCAAACUAAACUUAUCACAUCUGAAUAUCUUGGAUUGCAAGAUGAAUGGGAUAUAGUUGAGGAUACAAUUCCCACAUAUUUAAAUAUGGAAGAAGUGCAUGAAAGAGAAAAAAUUCUUUACUUUUAUCCUGAUUCCAAAUUAGUGCCUGUUGAAGCCAAAUUGCCUCCAGACCAAGAGCCUCGCUAUCCUGAAGCGGAAGGCUUGUAUAUAGGAACUCAGCUGCCUUUGUCUGGACGAAAUAGAUGUCGAGUGGAGCAAAGAAUUUUAGUUUCUGGUGAAUUAAAGUGGUUUGGGGAUGAUGGUGAAAUCAUAUCAAUACCAGAUCCACGUAGCACAAUAUAUUACAAACCUCCUUUAUUUGAUGAUGUCAGUCCUCUGUUGGAAACUCAAUACAAAGAUGCUGUUCCUUUGGAUUUGGAUAAACAUAGUGUUAUGCAGCCUAUUGACCUCAACACAAUGUAUUUACUUGGAAUAGAAAUACAGUCUAUAGUUUUCACUCACCACCCAUUGUUCAGUCGUGAACACGUUCUAGCUAAACUGCUUAAAGAUUUGUAUGAGAAACAUUGUCGCAGAGUAUCAUUGAAGAAUGAGGAUAGAUUGGGAGGUCGUUUGCAAGCACUUAGAAGAGCACGAAAUGCUUUGCGGAUUUCCUUGGAGAAAUCUGCAGAUACUAGUCAAGAACAGAAAGAACGUUUAAGAAAAUACAAUACAGAAAUUCGAGAAGUGCGUCAAAUGCACAUGUCUGAAUGUCGUCGUGAUCGACAAUUACUUGGUAGUGUUUUACAAGCAUGGAGAGAUUUAAAAGAAGUUCGUGAGCUUCAGCAGUACAUUAAUACACCCUAUCAGUUGCGAAUCCAUGCACAGCAAAUAAGCAGAGAGGAGGCAGAUGCCGAACAAGAGGAAUGGGAGAAACUUGUCCAGGCUGAGUGGGAAGAUUUCAAGGAAGAGAAGACAGAAGAGUUCACUAAACAAAAGAGAGAGUAUAAGAAGGUUCUUGCUCAAUGGAAGAAAAAACGAAAGCAUAUGCAGAAGACACGAAGACAACAACAGAGGGAGAAGGAAGAGUCAAUUGAGAUGGAUGAUGACUCUACAAAAGAUGAAGACAGUGAAGAUGAGGUGCCAAUGGGGAAGGAACCCAAGCCCCCCAAUCCAAUUGAUUGGUCUUCCCUGAGAAACGAGUUGGAAGGGCAGCUCAAAGAGUGCUUCCGACCUCCAGGAGAACCUAAACUUUUCUUGGAACUUACACAAUCAGCCACUAUUACAAUUGAUUCUGAAAAUCCAAGAGAACAACAGAGGAGAGCAGCAGUGAAGCGAUGCUCUCUCUUCAUUCGUUUGUUGUACAAUGGUCAAGAAGUAUGUCGAACAAAGAAUCAACCUUUAACUGCCCAAUUUGAAGUGAUCUUAAAAGAAAAAGUUGCAAUGCGUAUAGCAGAGUGGCCAGAGAGCCUAAAAGUGGAGCUAUAUGAAGAAGGUGGCUCGUUCGGACGGCAUGUUGUAGCUGAAGUCUUUAUUCCUAUUCCCAGUCACACUACUGCUAUGGAAGCUGUACAAAGUGAACCAUAUGAAUUCAGCAAUACUCAGGUGAUCACUUUCAGCCAUGCUGGUGUUGGCUGUGGUACCUACUCAAGUGUUCUUCCAUCCAGCAGAAAUAUUCCCUGUUUAUAUACAACAGGAGUUAUCAUGUGUUGCGCAGGAUGGGCCACUGAAAAAUCCAGUGGCAAAAUCCUCUCCCCUCCAGAGAAGUACUGCGGUUCUCAUAAGAGUGAUAGUGCUGAUCUAAUGGACAUUGUCAAUCUACCUGAGGGCACAGUUGAUAUGGAAAAACUGAGAAAAUGGGCAGAAAGUUCUCCACUUGACCCUAAUGAUCCUAGUAAUUCUUCCUUCUUUUACUGCUUGAAAAAUGCUAGUAUGGGACUCACAACAGAACCUACAUACUUCCGUCUGGAUCCGUUGCAAUCAGAGUUUGAUUUCUGCAGAAUGGAAGAUAUUAUUAACAAUCCUCGUCUGCGACUUUUAUAUCUAAGGGAUCGAGGAGAACCAGAAUUCAGAGGGUUGAGACAAGUUCCUAUUAGAGAGAAGGAAAUUUCAGAGGAUGUGUUUAAGGCCUAUGAAAAACGAUUGGCUAGUCCUCAGAUUGAAAUUGGAACUAUUUCUACUGAUCCUUUAGAUAUCCACCGAGCAUGGGGAAAAAGAUUUUUGCAGGAAAUUAGACAAAGAAUUUUGAAGCAGUGUCGUCAGGCUCAACAGUAUAGAAAACUUGAAGAUAUUGUAACAGAAGAUCAAGUUCCUGACAUUGGUACUCUUGGACUCACAUUUAUGCAGUGGCUUCAGCCCAAACGUCCCCUCAAACCAGCUCGCAAAGAACGUAAAAAAGUAACAGUACAAGGUUUGGGUGGACAGGAUGUUCGGUUAAUCAUAAAUGUUGUUCGAGCUUUUGAUGUUCCUGUGCGCAAGGAUAUUGACACAGUUCAGCAGUCAUCCUCUAGCGCAUUUCACCAGAGCCAAAAAUUUUCAACUGUUCCAGUCCGGCCGUUUGUUGAAGUGACUUUCCAGGGGGUAUCUAAGAGAACUACAACUGCUCUUGGCAACAAUCCAACAUGGAAUCAAGAUCUGCAGUUGCCAAUGAGACCACCUAGUGGAGAUUUCACCCCUGGUAAUUUGCAAGAGAUGCAAGACACUCUUCACCUCCAUCUCUUUGACGAAAUAGUGGUUGAUCUCUUAGAAGAUGAUCGUAUGCGUGAUACCAAUAUUCAUCAGCGUUUAGAGCGUCACUGGUUGGGCAGCCUGUCUAUUCCCUUUAUCACACUCUACCACAAUGCUCGGAUUGAAGGUACAUUCAAGCUAUAUUCUCCUCCUGUGUUACUGGGUUAUGAACGUGAACCUCCACAUCGCCAAUUCAGUGGUUACGUAAAUGAAGGUCAUUCCUCAUUUUCACACCAAGAUUCGACAUUUCUAACAAUUUUCAUAUCAGUUCAGCCUGCACUCAAUCCACCUGAACCAUUUAAGGAACAACUGGAGUGUGGAGAACCACCGUAUCUACAAGAACAUUUACAGAAUUGGGAGCAGGAAGUAUUAGCAUUAUAUCCACAUCGAAAACCCAAAACUCUGGUUGUAGACAUUAGUGGCAAAUCAAUGUGUGUAACAAGAUUCAUUCGAGCCAUUGCUCCUCCAGAGGUCUUGGAAGGAGAAACAACGAAUGCUCACAUGGCUGCUCGAUUUGUGUCAAUGAUACCCAGUGUAGCAGGCAGUGUAUUAUUUCCUGGUCUUUUUGAUAUCUGGCUUUCAAGUGAUCAAGUCCUGAGACUUCUCUCUGGAGAUUCAGAAGACCAUGCUGUGCUUCUGUGCUGUUAUCUCCUGUAUAUGAGGCGUAGAGCAUGGGUGUUGUUGGGCACAGGCAUCCCCCAUGGUCCCACCGCAUAUGUUCUGGAGCACCGGGGUGAAGGAGAGUACUGUCUCUGGGAUCCAGCCUCUGGCCAGUUUUUUGAUGUACACAGCAGCUUCUGCCCUUUACGUAAAGUUUUCUGCCUCAUUAAUGAUGAAAAUAUUUGGGCAAAUGUUCAAAAUGUUGAACUACCACAGCACACAAAAUUUGAUGUAAACAAACGUUCUGACUGGUGGCCAGCAUUUGGAAGAGGAAUUGGAUCUCCAACUACUAGCAUUCAACCUCAAGUUCUAGAAUACAAUAACACAUCUCCAGCUGCCGUACAGUUUUUACAAGAUAAAAUAGAGAAACAUCUUCGAGACAGUCUUGUCAAAUGGAGGAGGACUGCUAGGACAUAUUGGAAUCGCUAUUGUGUAGCCAUUCUUCGAAAAUUGCUUCCAGCCCUUGAAAGAGAGACAUGGAAAUUGGAUUCAGCUGGACAGGUGGAUCAUAUUCAUGAACUGCAACACAUUCUUGGCUCUCACAAGAUGUGUGGUUUUCCCAUCAACAUGCCAUAUACCAAUAUGGCUGCAUUAACAGAGAGUGUAAGAUCAACUGGCGUUUAUUACAUCGAGAGUCCAGAAGUAGAAUUUGCUCUUGCUGUAUAUAUUCACCCAUAUCCCAAUAAUGUGUUGUCUGUUUGGAUUUAUGUUGCAUCCCUCAUGAGACGUCGUUAAUAAACAGUGUUAAUUAUGUAUAUAAUGUAUGGUUGUUACAAGAUAAAAGAAAUUAGUUUCACGAAAUGGAUCACAAAAUUAAUUAGAAAUAAAAAAUGUUUCAUUGAGCAAUGAUGUGUGGAAUUAUAAAAAAGUUGCAAGUCAUAGUUGCUUAUGAAUCAAUGAUCUUGCUCAUUCUAAAAUGGAGACAAAAAUGUGAAAGUUUCCAAAUAAAUUAUUUAGAUACUUAGACAGUAAGAAAAAUAAAAAAGCUAGUCAAUUUUUUUUAACCGUGGAGGUUUCAAUAAAAAUCACCAAUAAAAGAUCGAAACUAAGUUGUGCGUUCUCUCUCCAUUCAUUAAUUUCUUUCUGUCCUCAGGGUUCUUAAAUUCUUAAGACAUUGUAGGACUAACAUAUUCCUCGUAUAUUUUUAAGAUCCUUUUAAUUCAUUGUGCAUGAGGAAAAGAAACUGAUGUUCUUCCUGCAAAUUUAACAAAAGGGAAUCUGAAUUAAACAAUAUUUAAAUGAUGUCAGAUUUGAAAAUAAAUAACUUCCAACCUGUAUCGAGAGUAAUGGGUAUACAAAGAAAAUAAGCAUGAACUAGGUGUAGAGAAAUUAUUUUAUUUACACUGCAUGACUUGUGCAUAAAUCGAUAUUCUGCAAUAGCAAACUUCAUUAUAUUAUACAUGCAUAUCAGAUAAUAAAAUUAUUUUAUAUAAAUUUUAUUUCUUUAUAUCUAAGCUGCACUAGACACUCCCACAAACACACUUACCUACCCGUGAACAACUAAAAUACACCAAGUAUGUACAAAAUUAUUCUGGGCAAUUCAAUAUAGCACAUUACUAUGAAUAUUAUAUUAUCUUACCAAAUUCAGUCAAUGCAAACAUGCAGUUAAACAAUCUUUUAUUGAAACAGUAAAGACAGGAAAUACUGGUCUAUGAUGACUGGGCAGUUGGUGCUCUGUACUAGGAAUAGAGACAUGUAAUAUUUUAGUAUAAUCCACAUUAGGCGCAAAGAGCUGUAUUUAGAUAUAUAUUUCCGAUUGCAAGAAGCAUGUCUUUCUACUUUCUUUGGGUUCUUCUUCCCACUGUUUCCCACUACUGUGUUCUUACAAUACCCAAACAAAGUUUUAGAAGAGUAAGAAGAAUAUAUAAUGGCCUGUACCCAAGCAAUAUUCAUGUGCUGUAUAAAGUGUCUAGAAGAAGCAUUUAUUACUGACACAGUCAGUUAGGAAUGGACAAAAGGCAAGAAAACACUAUCACAAGUUAAGAUAUUCUUAUUUCUGGUCCAUAGUAAAGUCCAAAACUUUUGUGAUGAAUACUGUACUAUUAAAAGCUGCCUCAACUUGUACUUCCUUUUCUUUUGCAUAAAUGUUUCUAUUGAAUUUUGAGAUGAAAAAUUCAAAUUAGUGAAACUAGGCAUUAAAAAUUAUCCCGUUUAAUCUGUAACAAUGAAAAAAAAAGUCUCUUGGGAAAUAACAUAAUUAAACUAUAUAGGAAAAUCAAUAACAUUUCACUCUAAAUGACUAGCAUCCGUUUCACUCUCCAAAUUUACAACAAAUGCUAACAGAACAUGAAAUCUUACAUCAACAUUGAAUCAGGAAGGAUCAGGAAUUAACAACUUUCCUCCUCAUUUUUCUGGGACAUUUGGGCUUUCAUGAAUAAUCAACCUUUUGUCCAUGGCUCUGGACAAUUAACGUUAAAUUUAUGAACAUAUUACUUCAGUUUCAAUUUUAACUGAAGUAUUCAGUUCUUUUACUUUUAUCUUGCAGGCAGACCACAACCUGAGCCAUGACUAGUGAAUAUUAAAACUAGAGAUAUUAGAAAUUUCAGAUUUCUAUCUCCUCUAAACUGUAACAUUUUAACGAUUUUCUGUAACAAUAUAAUUUUCAACAUUUUACAAAUUGCUCAUAAAAAGCAAUAACGUGGUGGUCAUAUUCUCCAAAAUUAUUAAAUGUAGUUGGUAUCCAGUUCCUAUGUCUAACCAACUAGUUUUUCAUACAAAUUUCAUUAUUUUUUGUAGCAGUGGUUAAAAAAUAUUUCAGAAACCUAGUAACUUGUGCUAACAAGUUCUCAUGUUUGUGGAAGAAAGGUAGUGCCAGUUGCAAUGUACCAGGUAGAUUAGUGAGCCCACAUUAUCAAGUUUAACCAUGGUCCCUUUCUAUGCCUUUGAGCAGAGCAAUCAUAUUUUCAAGGCCAAAGAGGAACCCUUGGUCAGGUCCUGUGUAGACAACAGGAUCAUCCAACCCCUUGUGGGUUGAAUGGGCAAAGUCGAUCAUUCGUACAUCGACUAAUGGUUCAGGAGUGGCAGUUUUCGGCAGUGGUGAUAAAGGAGUAGACAAAGAUGAUUCUCGGGGUGAGCUGUUUGAGCUAUGAGCAUCCUCGUACAUCACAGUACUGCUACUACAACGUCGAUGAUGACUAGCUACUAUGGCUGGUUCUUCACUCAAUAGCUUUUCAAAUGAUCUAUCUAAUAAUGGAGACAGAGUCUCAACACUUGAACUGCGACGUCCAAGCCCAGCUAUUCGUUCUUCACUUCCCAUUCGACUAAGUUCACAUUGUUUAAAGUCAAAACUGGUGGCUUCAGGUGCUGGAUUUGUGCAAGACUCAUCUCCUUCAUAGAGUAAGAGCAAUGAUGUUGUGUAGAAUCGGACAGCAUCCUGUCUAGCAAGAACUACAACUAACUCUUCCAAGCGUCGUAUCAAUGGUGACAACACGUCAGAGCGCAAACGAGACCCAUUAUGUAGAAACUGACGUAAUGCUUGCUGGAAACCAGAGACAGACAGACUUCGUCCAUAAAACUUAUUUCUGCAGAGAAAGCGCCGAGUUGUUACUUGAUAGACCUGCAUUCCUCCAAUUCGUGCUCCCAGUUUUCCUGAAGUUGUACUCACUACUUUGUACAUUUUACUUUGCUUUUUUGGAAGGCUAGCAGUAUCUCCAUAUUGACGGGUUCCCAUCUUGAGGUCUAAUAUACAAGGAAAAGUAAAUUUCCAUGUCAGGUUCUCAAGUAAUAUAAAAUCUGGAGCAUUGUUUUCCGAGUCUAUAUCUGCAAUCAGGUUUUGGAGUUGUGUGCGGUGACAUUUCAACACCCAAGGAUUCAAAGCAACACCAGUUGAUGUCGACCCUUUUUCUGAAGAACCACAGUCUUCACUUGUAUUCAGUUGUUCACCAUCAAAUAAUUCAAUAGCCUCUCCAUCAAUUUCAAUACUUCCAGACCGGCGAAUUCUCACACGACUGUACCAAUUUAUCAAAUACAAAUUCCAAUAAAAGUUCCAUUGCAAAGAUUAGUAAUCAAGAAAACGAUGGGGACAUUAAUUUAACAAUGUGGAAAGUGCAACUAUGAGACAUCACCACUACAACACUUACCAUGAAUGUUGCCUUACAGGUUACAUUACAAGAGUCAUGUCCAUGGCAGAUGUAACUGGUGAUGCUUGAAAAUCUGCUUCAAAGUUUUCUUGUUUAGCAUACCUUUUAUUAUUAGAUGUUUUGGGCUUGUAACAAUCUGGGGGAUUAGCAAUAAGAGUAACAUAACCUCCAUCCUCCUGCACAACUUGUACCUGAAUGACACCAUAAAACUUUGGAACAAAUUUUUGGACAGGUUCAGGCAACGUCUGAUAAAAUUUCAGCUCUCUGGGCACCAAUGGUUUACACACAGUGGCUUCAUCCAGGCACAGCAUAGAUGAAUGACCUCCAACUUGAUGAAUAAAGGGUUCCAAAUGUACAUAUUCGUUUUGAGAAGAUUCUUCCAUCAGCUAUUACGCUAUAAAAUUCAUGGGAUAAAAUAUCCCAAUCACACAAUUGCGGUCAGUCUAUUUAAAUGUACUCGACAGAAAUCAAGGAGCUCUCAAGUGUUAAGUGGUCGUGAGUGGUUGGCUAUUGGAGAUCUGAAAAAUCAAUAGUGGGCGUACAAUGUUUCUUCCGAACACACCCAUACAACAUAUCAUUAAUAUUUUGUUUAUAAAAUGUAAGUUCUGCACCAUGUCAUUUUAUUUGCUGUUGGACGCAGUAUAUUUGUAAUCAAAAUACACCGUGAUAUAGUAUGAAACUUCAACUUGGAAUUUAGCGUAAAACUACACCCUAAUACUGCAUCCAAUGAAAGAUCUAGAAAUACGUAUCUUGUCAAGCACCCAUAUUAUUUACAAAAGUAGCAUGACGUACGUUAACAUAAUAAAAAUCAAUGUUCUUUUAAAAAGGUAUAUUGUAGUUUCAUUGUUACGCAAACGUAUUAUAUUCACGUAUAUUUAAAUGAAUUAAGACGUAUGUGCGACUCGGUUUGUUCCAUGCGAACCUCACAGCUGAUCGACUGCUCAUUUCAUUCACAACCAGCGAGCAACCAACAUGGACGCUGUUGUUGUAACUUCGUAGUCUUUGGGGAAAGGGUGCUGGUGUCAGUGCUCGUGUUUUGUAACACCAAUAUUUUGGUUUAUCAUAUCUGUGAUUUCGAGUUAAUUAGAAUUAAUGGCGUUUAGUCAACGGAACGUAGGCCUUUAAGUGUUGUAUUAUGGAGGGUGGCAAGGUGUUACAACGGUGAAAUUUUUACCGAAGAUUAGCCGUAUUUUAGUGUCUGUCAAGUUGAAUUAGUUUAUUUACAGUUUUAUUUUAACAAAAGACCCAACAUUUCUGUCACCAUGGUGAAGGAAAAGCCCAACUCCACCCGGAUAUACGAUGAAGAUGGUUUUCGAAGACGAGCCGCUUGUAUCUGCGUAAGAAGUGAACUGGAAAAAGAGGUAUUUAUAGUUA